Molecule: messenger RNA, 2303 nt
Organism: Linum tenue
Lineage: Eukaryota; Viridiplantae; Streptophyta; Magnoliopsida; Malpighiales; Linaceae
Source: the annotation of a GenBank genome assembly
AAAAAAAAAAACAAAAACUGAAUUGACAGACAGACGCCAUAUGCUUAGCUUCCUUUCAUGUCGCCGUGUUCUCGAAGCACUGAAAGUCUGAAACCCCAGUCUCUUUUUGGGAAAUAACAGGAGCAAUGAACCCUUACGACCCUAGAUACUCCGACCCGGAAUCCUACCGUCAUCGUCGCAGUGACUUGAUCGGACCUCCGGUAAUGGCUGGUGGCGCCUAUCCGCGCGGUGGAGCGGUGCCUUAUGGUGGGCAUACGCAAUCGCUGCCAUUUGCAGCGGGAGGAAACGGUCCUGUUUUUUCCGAUGGAUAUCCACCUUUCAAUCCGCCUGCGGGCAGGUUCGAUAUCGGGCGCGGAGGAGGUGGCAGAAGGGGAUAUGGCGGUGCCGGUAUCAUGGAUAGGAGGUUUGAUGGUGGUCGUGGAAGGGGCCGUGACGGUGGAGGCCGUGGUGGUGGCCGGGGAUUUGAUGGAGGCCGUGGUGGUGGAAGGGGAGGUAGGUGCGGUGGGUCUUCGAGAGGCGAUUUAGAUAACAUUGCCCUGCCGAACCAGGAAUUUGGAAAUUUGGUUCCUUUCGAGAAGAACUUCUACAUUGAGUGCCCUGCAGUUCGAGCUAUGUCAGAGCAGGACGUAAUGAUGUAUCGUUCGAGAAGAGACAUUACGGUCGAAGGGCAUGACGUGCCUAAGCCCAUUCGGAUGUUUCAGGACGCCAACUUCCCAGACUACUGCUUAGACGUGAUUGCUAAGUUGGGUUUUGUUGAGCCAACACCAAUUCAGGCUCAAGGCUGGCCCAUGGCUCUAAAGGGUAGGGAUCUGAUUGGUAUUGCUGAGACAGGUUCCGGGAAGACCCUAGCCUACCUGUUACCUGCGUUGGUUCAUGUUGGUGCACAGCCUAGAUUGGCCCAAGGUGAAGGUCCAAUCGUGUUGGUGCUUGCUCCUACAAGAGAAUUAGCUGUUCAAAUUCAAGAAGAAGCUGCAAAGUUUGGUGCCCGUUCUAAUACUAGGAGUACCUGUGUAUAUGGUGGUGCUCCAAAGGGCCCACAAAUUCGUGAUCUGAAAAGAGGUGUUGAAAUUGUCAUUGCGACCCCUGGUCGGUUGAUUGAUAUGUUGGAAGCUCAACAUACAAACCUGCGAAGAGUAACAUACCUUGUUUUGGAUGAGGCUGAUAGGAUGUUAGACAUGGGCUUUGAGCCCCAGAUCAGGAAAAUUAUAUCUCAAAUCCGACCUGAUAGACAAACAUUGUAUUGGAGUGCCACCUGGCCAAAAGAAGUUGAAACACUAGCAAGACAGUUUCUGCGAAAUGCAUACAAGGUAAUCAUUGGUUCGGCCGAUCUAAAAGCAAACCAAUCUAUAAAUCAAGUAAUCGAAGUUGUUACAGAUGUUCAGAAGUAUAACAGGUUUGAACUUGUACUGGCGAAUCUGCUAAAAGAAGUGAUGGAUGGUAGUCGAAUUCUUAUAUUUACAGAGACAAAAAAGGGAUGUGACCAAAUCACAAGGCAAUUGAGAAUGGAUGGGUGGCCAGCAUUAUCCAUCCAUGGAGACAAAAAUCAGGCUGAAAGGGAUUGGGUUCUUUCUGAAUUCAAGAGUGGCAGAAGUCCUAUAAUGACUGCCACUGAUGUUGCUGCCCGUGGUCUUGAUGUGAAGGAUAUAAAAUGUGUGAUCAACUUCGAUUUCCCGACCAGUCUUGAAGAUUACAUUCACAGGAUAGGGAGGACAGGGCGUGCUGGCGCAAAAGGAACUGCCUUUACAUUUUUCACACAUGGAAAUGCAAAAUUUGCUAGGCAUCUUAUUAAGAUCUUGGCUGAAGCAGGGCAGGUUGUACCCCCUGCAUUGUCUGAUAUGGCAAGAUCAGCCUCUCACGGAGGUAGAUGUUCAGGAGGGAACUUCAGAUCCAGAGGACGAGGAGGGGGAGGAGGUGGUUAUGGCAACAGGAUUUCGGGUUCCAAUGUAAUUCCUCUAGGAUCCAAGAGGCACUGGUAGUGAUUUUGAUGUAUCUAUGUAUGGGUAGGUGCGUUGAAACAGUAAUGUAUUCACUAGAGUUAGACUAUUGCUGCGAAUAUGUUUAUUCAUCCGAGUGUCGAAGCGCCUUUUCAUGGAGAAACAACGAUCCAGUACUAUUAGUAAUGUAAUGUAAGAACAGGCGAAUAGAAGCUUGCCGACAACUACUAUUUGGCUUAGCUAGCUCAUUGUUUACAAUGAUUGACUGGAAUUUUUGAAGUUCUUUUAAUCCCAUUUUGUUCUACUCGUUUGAUGAUGAUUGUAAACGGAAGCAUAAAAGAAGUAAAUUGUCCGGUUUCUAAAGCAAGA